UAGUGCACUCCGUUUUCAUUGGAAGAGAAAGUCGAAGAUAAUUUAGCGCAGAUUUUAUCCGCAAGUCAGUAUCUUUUUUUACGCAAGUAGUAAAAUCACAACAACUGACAAUGUCCUUUAACAGGGGUCCUGCCUACGGAUUAUCAGCUGAGGUGAAAAACAAGAUUGCACAGAAGUAUGACUCCCAGAAAGAAGAGGAGCUGAGGAUCUGGAUUGAGGAACUCACUGGCCAGUCUAUCGGCUCCGACUUCCAGAAGGGCCUGAAGAAUGGAGUCAUUCUGUGCCAACUUAUCAACAAGCUUGCACCAAACUCUGUGAAGAAGGUUAACAACUCAUCACUGAACUGGCAUCAGCUGGAGAACUUGGCGAACUUCAUCAAAGCCAUCACAACAUACGGCUUGAAGCCUCAUGAUAUCUUCGAGGCCAACGACCUGUAUGAGAAUGGCAACAUGACGCAGGUCCAGACAACACUGCUGGCACUCGCUAGCAUGGCCAAGACCAAGGGCUGCCAGUCACGGAUGGACAUCGGGGUGAAGUAUUCAGAUAAGCAGGAGAGGAUGUUCGAUGAGGAGAAGUUGAAGGCUGGACAGUGCGUCAUUGGCCUACAGAUGGGGACCAACAAGUGUGCCAGUCAGGCAGGUAUGAACGCAUAUGGCACCAGGAGGCACUUAUAUGACCCCAAAAGUCAGAUCCAGCCUCCCAUGGACAACACAACUAUCAGCCUGCAAAUGGGAACCAACAAGGGGGCGAGCCAGGCUGGGAUGACGGCUCCGGGGACAAGGCGUGCCAUUUAUGACCAGAAGCUGGGCACAGACAAGUGUGACAACAGCACCAUGUCCCUACAGAUGGGCUUCAGCCAGGGAGCCAACCAGAGCGGCCAGAACUUUGGCCUGGGACGGCAGAUCUAUGACGCCAAGUACUGUCCCAAAGGAGCUGGAGUGGUCACAGAUGAUCAGAACAGGGCGGGCGUCUCCUGCAACUACAUCCAAGAUUACCAAGACGAGGGUUACCAAGGUUACCAGGAAGAAGAGCAGGUGUACCAAGACGAUGGGACAGAUUACUAGAUGGAAAGGAGGGAGCUAAAGAAGGGGAACGAGAGGUUGUAUAAAAGAGGGAUCUUCUGCAAGAAAACCUCAAGGCAGGCAGUGUAUUUUUAUAUCCAUAGGAUGUUGCACCAUCUUUUUUUUUUCUUUUUUUUUUUAGGUUCCUUUUUAGUAUUGUAUGAAAUUGUUUUCUUACCCCUAUUUGUGCAAAACCAAUGUUACACAUAUCAUGAUGAACUGUAUUUCUGUGAUGUUUAUAUUUAAAGUGACCACAAAAGCCAAUCUUUUUGGCUUUGCUAGUUUUUCUAUCCCAGGGAUGUUUUUUAAGGUGCCAAAGCCCUUCCAUUUAAUUUCCUGUGGUUUUUUUUUUGUUUGUUUUUUUUGCUGACUCAGUCAUCACAUUAAGGGAGAUUCCAAGGUUAUUGUAAUGACAACUUAAAGUGAAACUAGGGAGUUUGUGAAAUUAAGUAGUUAGGAGUUUUUGGUUUUUUUUUUGCUUUUUUUGUUUCUUUAAAUAUUACCAGAAAGUACAUCUUCUUCGGAUCAAAACACCUGUGCUUGUGUUCGUGUUUCAUAGCUGUAUCAUCUGUAAACUACAUAAUUCCUGUGAAUGAUAAUAUACAUUUGUUUGUUACUCCUUCAGUAUCCUCUUCAUUCCUUCAGUAUUGGUCAUUGACAGGAUUUCUUUUUUGUUUAGUUUUUUUUUUAAGAACAAACCGGUCAACCUUUUCAUAUUCUGCCUUUUUGUCUCAAUCGUUUGAGUUCUUUUCUUUUUUUUUAUUGGAGGAAAUAUUUCCUUUGUUUGCAUAACCAGUCCAACUGGAGUUAAGCUUGUUUUCUUUGGAUUAAAGACAGUGGGGGAGGAUAAAAUAGUCCUCAAGUGGAGUUUUGAACAUUCCAAGCAAGAAUACUGGAUUCUUUUUUUAUUCCUCAGUGAGUAAUGUUGAAGCAAAUCUGAAUCACUUCAUAUCGGUUGAAAUGUGUACCAAUCAUGCAAUUAAUUAGAUCAUUAUUAUUUAUGCAUAGGGGAUUAUAAUGGGAUUGUGUUGUACUUUGAAUAACAUUUUAUAUUGGCCUAUAAAUUUCCUCUGGAAUAAUCUUUAUGCCGAUGGGAUGAUGUUUGAAUCAAAGUAUGUCUUGUGAAUACAAUGUAAUAAAAAUGUGUAUUCAUUAA
Molecule: messenger RNA, 2217 nt
Organism: Scatophagus argus
Lineage: Eukaryota; Metazoa; Chordata; Actinopteri; Scatophagidae
Gene: cnn2
Product: calponin 2
Exons: 7
Coding region: 111-1064 (317 amino acids)
Biological process (GO): actomyosin structure organization
Molecular function (GO): actin binding
Source: RefSeq, a predicted model, not a curated record